GUUUUACUUGAAUUAGUCGCGCUGUAUAGUCUCGUGAUCGUUUACAGAUUUAAUAAAGAAUCGGAAAUUUACGAUAAUGAAUGUGACGCGGAUUAACUCGAGAUCUGUGAAAGUGUUGGCUGUUCCUGUGAUGUGCCUAAUCCUAUUAAUUUUGCACUUUACCUCGGUAUGCAUUCACGACCACUCCGAUAAACCAUUUAAACCGUUUCUUUGCAUUUUAGAUGACAUUAUGAUUAGCCAAAACGAUAUUACCCUUGAUAUGCCUAAAGAAGUGAAAAACGUGGUUCCUCUUUGGCCUAACAUUACGAAAGACAAGUGUAUCAGAAAUAUCAAACUGAAACCACGAAGAAUGUUUACAACCCACGAGAACUACUCUUUUUACGCCUGUGUGGAAAGAAAUAGUAAUGUCAAAAGAGUAGUAAAAGACUCCAUUAAUAGAUUAAACCUAGAUAAAAACAUAAUAAUUUCGUAUUUCGGUAUAUUCAAAAUGAGACCAGCGCCCACCAUCAUUGAAAUAGGUGGAUACUUGGGAGUCAUGAUGCCAAAACUGAUGGAAGCAACAGGGGCUAAACAUUACGUCGCAUUGGAACCUGUACCUAGUUUUUAUAAAAACUUUACCGAGAAGAUCAAAGAGCUACAACUAUAUUCAACCGUCAAAGCCUACAACUUUGGCCUUGCUGUAACUCAGAAAGAACUACAAAUAGGAAUCCAUUCGGAUGCUACGUCGCUGCUUAAAGACAAGAUAGGGAAGGACAGGAAAACGGAAACAAUUAAGAUUUAUAAAGUGAUUGAUUUCUUCGUACAGAUUGGUUUAGGGUGUAAUUCAUUGAACCUACUGACCAUUAAUUGUGAAGGAUGUGAAUUUGACGUCAUAGAAAUGCUGACGUCAACGUUGCUCAUUAAUAACAUUGAAUAUAUUCAGUUUCAGCCACACCGUAGUGUGUUCUCAAAUGAUAGGGUAUAUAUAUGCAGGUACUGUCGCCUUCGGCAGCUUCUUGCGAGGACACAUGAAAUAGGGUAUGAAUUCCCAAACGUCUGGGAGACAUGGAAAAGAAAAGACUUAGUUUCAUGAUUACCUUUUGGAACGUUUGUAUUUUUAUUUAUUGCAAAAUAAAAUGACGCACCCAAAGUUGCUUGGU
Molecule: messenger RNA, 1139 nt
Organism: Magallana angulata
Lineage: Eukaryota; Metazoa; Mollusca; Bivalvia; Ostreida; Ostreidae
Exons: 2
Coding region: 77-1072 (331 amino acids)
Source: RefSeq, a predicted model, not a curated record